ACCACAACAGCUGCCCCAACAACAACCACAACAACCGCCCCCACAACAACAACUACAGCUGCCCCCACCACAACCACAACAGCUGCCCCAACAACAACCACAACAACCGCCCCCACGACAACAACUACAGCUGCCCCAACCACAACCACAACAACCGCCCCCACGACAACAACUACAGCUGCCCCAACCACAACCACAACUACAGCUUCCCCAACCACAACCACAACAGCUGCCCCAACAACAACAACUACAGCUGCCCCAACAACAACCACAACUACAGCUGCCCCAACCACAACCACAACAGCUGCCCCAACAACAACCACCACAGCAGCACCAACAACAACCACAACAACCGCCCCCACGACAACAACUACAGCUGCCAUAACCACAACCACAACAGCUGCCCCAACAACAACCACAACAACCGCCCCCACGACAACAACUACAGCUGCCCCAACAACAACCACAACAACCGCCCCCACGACAACAACUACAGCUGCCCCAACAACAACCACAACAACCGCCCCCACGACAACAACUACAGCUGCCCCAACCACAACCACAACUACAGCUUCCCCAACCACAACCACAACAGCUGCCCCAACAACAACCACAACAACCGUCGCCACGACAACAACUACAGCUGCCCCAACAACAACCACAGCUACAGCUGCCCCAACAACAACCACAACUACAACAACAACCACAACAACCGCCGCCACGACAACAACUACAGCUGCCCCAACAACAACCACCACAGCAGCACCAACAACAACCACAACAACCGCCCCCACGACAACAACUACAGCUGCCAUAACCACAACCACAACAGCUGCCCCAACAACAACCACCACAGCAGCACCAACAACAACCACAACAACCGCCCCCACGACAACAACUACAGCUGCCAUAACGACAACCACAACAACUGCCCCAACAACAACCACAACAACCGCCUCCACGACAACAACUACAGCUGCCCCAACGACAACCACAACAGCUGCCCCAACAACAACCACAACAACCGCCCCCACAACAACAACUACAGCUGCCCCAACAACAACCACAACAACCGCCCCAACAACAACCACCACAGCAGCACCAACAACAACCACAACAACCGCCCCCACGACAACAACUACAGCUGCCCCAACAACAACCACAACAACCGCCCCCACGACAACAACUACAGCUGCCCCAACCACAACCACAACCACAACUACAGCUGCCCCAACCACAACCACAACAGCUGCCCCAACAACAACCACCACAGCAGCACCAACAACAACCACAACAACCGCCGCCACCACAACAACUACAGCUGCCCCAACAACAACCACAACAGCUGCCCCAACAACAACCACCACAGCAGCACCAACAACAACCACAACAACCGCACCCACUACAACAACUACAGCUGCCCCAACCACAACAACUACAGCUGCCCCAACAACAACCACAACAACCGCCCCCACGACAACAACUACAGCUGCCCCCACAACAACUACAACCGCCCCAACAACAACCACAACAACCGCCCCCACAACAACAACUACAGCUGCCCCAACCACAACCACAACCACAACAACAGCUGCCCCAACCACAACCACAACAGCUGCCCCAACAACAACCACAACAACCGCCCCCACGACAACAACUACAGCUGCCCCAACGACAACCACAACAGCUGCCCCAACAACAACCACAAGAACCGCCCCCACAACAACAACUACAGCUGCCCCAACAACAACAACCACAACAGCUGCCCCAACAACAACCACCACAGCAGCACCAACAACAACCACAACAACUGCCCCCACGACAACAACUACAGCUGCCCCAACAACAACCACAACAACCGCCGCCACAACAACAACUACAGCUGCCCCAACAACAACCACAACAGCUGCCCCAACAACAACCACCACAGCAGCACCAACAACAACCACAACAACCGCACCCACAACAACAACUACAGCUGCCCCAACGACAACA
This is a messenger RNA of Pelmatolapia mariae (spotted tilapia), 1995 nucleotides long. RefSeq names its product mucin-5AC-like. The record is from RefSeq and is a predicted model, not a curated record. The annotation marks the transcript as partial. Lineage: Eukaryota; Metazoa; Chordata; Actinopteri; Cichliformes; Cichlidae. The transcript has 2 exons.